AUGAAGCUUUACCUCGCCGCUGCUAUUUUCCUUGCUACUGGACCCCUUGCCGCCGGGAGCACAGAAAUGCUCGCGUCCUGCUUCAAGAGUGGGGCGACCAGCAGUAAUGGGUACUACUGGACUUCCUGUAAACCAAAUGGGGGCGGACGCUAUGGGACCAUCACCUCAGAAAAGACGGGAAGUUGGUGCUAUAUCAAAGCGUACGACCACGCAACUAGCCCGAUGGAGUGCGGCACCAAGCCUGAUGAUAACCAUGGCCCACCUGUUUGUCUGGAAAAGCAGGACGACGAGAAACUUGGCGGAUGUGGUGUGAGUGGAAGCUAG
Messenger RNA from Penicillium alfredii, 324 nucleotides. RefSeq lists its product as uncharacterized. The coding region runs from base 1 to 324 and encodes 107 amino acids. The transcript is spliced from 2 exons. The record is from RefSeq and is a predicted model, not a curated record. Lineage: Eukaryota; Fungi; Ascomycota; Eurotiomycetes; Eurotiales; Aspergillaceae.